AUGAAUGAAAAUGAGGAUGAGAUUGUUCAAGAGGAAGAGGAGGGUACAGAGUUGGAACUUGAAGCACUGUACAGGCGAUAUUGUGUCAGAUUGAAGCAUGCUCUGUUCGUGUCAGCUCUCUGCGUCACAUUACUGUGUACUCUAGUGCUAUUGUGUGCUGUCUGUGUUCUACAUUCACAAGAACUGUCAACCCAAGUAACAUCAAUAUCAUCGUUAUCAGUGAUCUCCUUCAUACUGUUAUCAGUAUUGGCGCUCGCGUUAUUACCAGCAGCCGCAGAAUGGGAGGCUUUCGCGCUGACUGGCUCCGUCUUAGUCACAAUAAGCCUCGGUGCUGGUACGCUGAUGGCAACUCAUCAUGCACCAUUGCCACUCUUUGCAUUAAUUUUGAUGGUGCACACAAUGAUGCCUAUAGCUCGUUCAAUAGCGCUUGUAAUGGCGACAGCACUUACCCUCGCUUAUAUCGCUUUGGCUGUGGGCUUGGGUCCAAGAGGGCAGGAAGAUCAGUUUUAUCAACAGCUGAUAUGUGAGCUAGCACUCCUUCUAUCAGCCAGUGGUAUUGGUUUAUACUACCGGGCGCUCACAGAGAGGGCUCAUAGAAAAACCUUCGCCGGCACCAGAACCUGCCUGGAACAGAGGGUCAAACUCGAGUGCGAGAGGGAGCAGCAGGAAAGUCUUUUGCUGUCUGUAAUACCAGCUUAUAUCGCGGCUGAGGUAAGUCAUAGCAUAGAUCUCCACUUGCUACCGUCAUAA
Messenger RNA from Pieris macdunnoughi, 750 nucleotides. Lineage: Eukaryota; Metazoa; Arthropoda; Insecta; Lepidoptera; Pieridae. The record is from the annotation of a GenBank genome assembly.